This is a messenger RNA of Antechinus flavipes (yellow-footed antechinus), 1751 nucleotides long. Its product is annotated as alpha-1-antiproteinase 2-like. Gene Ontology annotation, molecular function: serine-type endopeptidase inhibitor activity. The record is from RefSeq and is a predicted model, not a curated record. Bases 428 to 1684 code for a protein of 418 amino acids. The transcript is spliced from 4 exons. Gene Ontology annotation, biological process: negative regulation of endopeptidase activity. Lineage: Eukaryota; Metazoa; Chordata; Mammalia; Dasyuromorphia; Dasyuridae.
AUAAUGCAGUUUAAAUUUUAAAGUGUGUUCUGCAUUCAUUUUUCAGUGCCAAUUAUUAAAUAUUUUAUUAUUAAACAAAACCCUCAACCUCCUCCAAAACCUUCUACCCCAGUUCCCAAAGGGUAUGAGAUGGUAAGAUACGACUCCAGACCACAGCAGGAAAGAAGAACUGCCCCCUCAGAUUUUGGUGUCAAAGAGAAAGCCCUAAUCUCACUACCCUAAGUGCAUCUGAGCCUUCAUCUCUUGAAAAUUAAUUAUCCACUAUUUUAGAUGCUGUAAUUUCUCCUCUUGCACUCAGUGUUGAUCAGUAAAUAAAAAAAAAAGAGUAUGCAUUUACAUUGCACAGAAUUCAGUUACAAACCUCAUGUUACAUUAAGUCAGACAUUUUAACAAAUAUCAUAAUAUUGUUUUUUGACUUAUUUUAGAAAUGUUCCAAAGGAAAAUGCAGCUGCCCCUCUACCUGCUCCUGCUAGUGGCCUGGAUUCCAAAAGCUAUUUUCUGCCAAGAGCAAUCUGAUACUGAAGAGCAGAGUACUCAGGCUAACCAUGAACUGACCUACCACAAAAUAAGGCCAGCAAAUUCAGAAUUUGCUGGAAGAUUGUUAAAGUUCUUAGUUUCUGAAAAUCCUCACAAGAAUGUCUUCUUCUCUCCCUUGAGCAUUUCCACUGCCUUUGCCAUGCUCUCCCUGGGGGCUAAAACAUCAACCCUAACUAAUCUUUUGGAAGGGCUGGGUUUUAAUCUCACAGAGCUUCAAGAAAGGGAGAUCCACAAAGGUUUCCGAGAUCUUGUCUACCUACUGAACACAACAGAAGGCAACAUUCAACUGGAAAGUGGCAAUGGCCUCUUCAUUGAUAAUCAGCUAGAACCACUCCAAGAAUUCUUAGAUGAUGUCAAGAACUUGUAUGGAGCUGAAGUAUUUGCUGCAAACUUCAAAGAUUCUGAAGAUGCUAAGAAGCAAAUUAAUGAUUAUGUUGAUAAGAAAACACAUGGAAAAAUUCCAGAAUUACUCAAGAGUCUAGACCCCAGCACAGUAAUGUUUCUCAUAAACUACAUUUUUUUUAAGGGAAAUUGGAAAACCUCUUUUAAUCCCACCCUUACUGAGAUGCAGAAUUUUUAUGUGGAUAAGAACACAACAAUACAAGUGCCAAUGAUGAUGAAAAAGGAAAGAUUGUACUACAGCCGUGAGGAUGAAUUGUUCUCUUCAAUGGUUGUCCUGCCCUAUGAGGGGAAUGUCUGGUUAAUUUUAAUUCUACCAGAUGAAGGCAAAUUAGAGCAGGCAUUGGAUUCUAUAAUCACUAAAGGAGGAAUAACAUGUUCUAGAUUUACCAAAAAAAGGAAGGUGAAUGUUUAUCUGCCCAGGAUCUCAAUCUCCACCACUUAUAAUCUUGAAGAAAUGCUUCCCAAAAUUGGCUUACGAGAUGUGUUCACUAAUGACGCAGACCUCUCUGGCAUCUCCACACAAUUCAAACUACGAGUUUCCAAGGUAUUACAUAAGGCGGCAUUUGAAGUGAAUGAAAAUGGCACUGUGGCAGCUGCUGCCACAGGCAUAGGAAUCCAGCGUUACAUAGCCUUUCAACCUAUCAUCAUGAAAUUCAACAGGCCCUUCAUUGUAUCCCUUAUGGAUACAAACAUUCACCAGCACUUAUUUGUGGGGAAAAUUGUCAAUCCCACAGCCAAAUAUUGAUGGAUUAAAGUUAGCUAUGACUCAGAAGCUACUGUUGCAAUAAAUAAAAAUAAUAACUACAAACCAA